Messenger RNA from Nylanderia fulva, 2907 nucleotides. It is a transcript of the gene Gat-1B, whose product is annotated as GABA neurotransmitter transporter-1B. The record is from RefSeq and is a predicted model, not a curated record. Gene Ontology annotation, biological process: sodium ion transmembrane transport; amino acid transport; nitrogen compound transport. Gene Ontology annotation, cellular component: plasma membrane; neuron projection. Lineage: Eukaryota; Metazoa; Arthropoda; Insecta; Hymenoptera; Formicidae. Gene Ontology annotation, molecular function: gamma-aminobutyric acid:sodium:chloride symporter activity.
AACAAUAAUAUAAUAAUGAUAAUAAAAAAGGGAAAAUAUAUAUCUCGCGAUCAGGCGGCGCGAUUCGCGCAUACAGAGAUCGGCCGAUCUCUAUCUCCGAGCACACGAGAGAUCCUAAAUAUAGUGACACACUAUGACAUUAAUUUGUUGAAUGGAAAGAUAGGUGCGUUCCUACUCGAGGGGGACCGAGUGUCAUUGUGGGGUAGAUAGUGACGGGGUACGGCAGAAAUCUCUGCAUUCGCGCGAGCCCUUCUUCGAAGAGUCGCGCUCGGCUGAGCGGUUUGCAAAAAAGGGUGAUCUCGCCCUUCUUCGGAAAUUCAUCUGCAUCUCCCACUAAAGAUCCCGGAAGUGAUCCUGCACUGUGAGGAUCGCGGAAGAAACUUAUAUUAGACAGGAUGUCGAGGACACAGGAAUAAGGAUCAGUGCGAGAAUACCGAGAAGUGGAAAAGAAAGGAUAUUUACAAGAAAAACGCAUAUUAUUGGAUCGCGCAAUUACUGCAAGAAACGUGUAGUACAUAUUGACGAGCUGGUCUUCACUCGCAACCGAUCGGUUAGGAGGAUGAGGUGAACCCUUCAAACCCGAUCUCAUCCCGCGAUUUCGUCGCUGCAAUAAAUAAUGCCUUCGAAAGGAUCGACCGGUCGGUCGGACCGGCCCAAGGUAGACAGAUCCACCAGUCCUCUGCCGCAUAAACCGGCGACGAGUUCAGUGAACCCCGUGCAAGAAUUGAAGGCUCUUUUCGUCGAACCCAGCGACAGAGAUCUCUCCAAUGGCGAAAAAGAUGCGGAUUUCCGAUUUGAGGCCAUACAAUGCCUGCGACAAUCCUCCAUCAUGAUGAUCAGAAGUCAUCUCCACGAUCUACCGGACCGAGGAAACUGGAGCAGUAAGAUCGAAUUUAUUUUGUCGGUCGUGGGAUUAGCCAUAGGUUUGGGAAACCUAUGGCGAUUUCCUUACCUCUGCUACAAGAAUGGCGGCGGUGCUUUCAUGGUGCCCUACUUCAUCGCACUCGCAUUGGCCGGUAUACCCAUGUUCCUGAUGGAAUUAUCCUUAGGACAAAUGUUGACAAUAGGCGGUCUAGGUGUCUUCAAGAUAGCACCGAUCUUUAAAGGCAUCGGAUAUGCGACCUGCGUACUUUCCUGCUGGACCAAUAUAUACUACAUCAUCAUCCUCGCUUGGGCACUUUUCUACUUCUUGGUCUCUUUACGAGCUGACGUACCCUGGAGAACGUGUGACAACUCGUGGAAUACGCGCUACUGCAUCACGCCCGAUGAACGUCUGAAUGUUACAUGCUGGCAGAACGAAUAUUGGCCGAACGACCUCAUAUGCUCUACGUCGUUCGGGAAUUUGAGUCACGAACUGCUGAAAGACCCGGUCAAGGAAUUUUGGGAGAGACGGACCCUGCAGAUUUCAACUGGUAUUGAAGACGUGGGUGGAAUAAGAUGGGAAUUAGCUGGUACGCUUGCGGUCGUAUGGAUAAUGUGCUAUUUUUGCAUCUGGAAAGGCGUCAAAUGGACCGGCAAGGUUGUCUAUUUCACGGCGCUCUUCCCGUAUGCACUGCUGGCAGUGCUGCUCAUGAGAGGCCUGACUCUUCCUGGUGCUGUGGAAGGUUUAAAAUAUUAUGCUACACCGAAUCUCUCGAAGCUCGGUGAUCCCGAGGUAUGGAUAGACGCAGUGACGCAAAUAUUCUUCACUUAUGCUCUCGGUUUAGGUGCCUUGGUAGCUCUAGGUAGUUACAACAAGUUCAACAAUAAUGUUUAUAAAGAUGCUCUCAUUGUAUGUGGAGUGAAUACUUGUACCAGUCUGCUCAGUGGAGUGGUGAUAUUCUCCGUAGGGUUUAUGGCCCACGAGCAACAAAAACCUGUAGCCGAUGUAGCUGCUUCUGGACCUGGUCUAGCGUUCUUAGUUUAUCCCUCGGCGGUAUUGCAAUUACCCGGGGCUUCGAUUUGGUCAAGUUUAUUCUUCUUCAUGCUCCUUCUGAUAGGAUUGGACAGUCAGUUCUGCACCAUGGAGGGCUUUAUCACCGCUGCCGUGGAUGAAUGGCCGCGACAACUCAGAAAACGGAAGGAAAUGUUCAUCGCGAUUGUAUGCCUAAUCUCCUAUAUAAUCGGACUUCUGUGCAUUACGGAAGGCGGAAUGUACGUGUUUCAACUCCUAGAUACAUAUGCUGUGAGCGGAUUUUGUCUGCUAUUUCUGAUGUUCUUUGAAUGCAUCUCAGUGUCGUGGGCAUUUGGAGUAGAUCGAUUUUAUAAUGGUAUACGUGACAUGAUAGGCUAUUAUCCUUGCUUCUGGUGGAAGAUAUGCUGGACAUUUACCACGCCUGCCAUUUGUGUGGGCGUUUUCAUCUUUAAUAUCAUCAAGUUUGUUCCUGUGAAAUAUCUCACAUACGAAUUUCCAUGGUGGAGCCACUUGUUAGGAUGGCUUGCAGGUCUCUCCUCGAUGUUGUGCAUUCCAGGUUACAUGAUUUAUAUCUGGAAUGUUACAUCCGGAACUACCUCAGAAAAAUAUCGGAAAUUGAUAAAAAUAGAAGACGAUGUUGCUGCUUUGCGAAAGAAACUCAAUCCAAUUAAAGCUGCUACCAUUGAUGCAGAGUUUGAGUUAUAGAAUAUCGUAUUGUGUCUUCUUCAAUGGAUAUUACAUAUAUGAUGGACUAUAAAACAUUAAUAAGAAACAUUUAAGCGCAUCGAGAUGUAAACGAUUUAAUAAUAAAUUCAGAUUUCAUUAUACUAGUAUUAAAAUAAGAUGUCAUAUUGUUUCAUUGACACUUCGAGCAAUGUCACAUCCAGUGAUACUGAUCAAAUUAAUAUAUCAUAUUUGUAGUUUAUUUCUAAAUACUAGAUCAUAAACAAAAAAGCAAAGGUGAUAUUCUUUAUAAUUUGUAUAACUAAUACAUUUUGAUUUCUUCUUCCUAU